Messenger RNA from Pseudopipra pipra, 885 nucleotides. It is a transcript of the gene MB, whose product is annotated as myoglobin. Bases 84 to 548 code for a protein of 154 amino acids. The record is from RefSeq and is a predicted model, not a curated record. NCBI's taxonomy places the organism in Eukaryota, Metazoa, Chordata, Aves, Passeriformes, Pipridae. Gene Ontology annotation, biological process: oxygen transport. The transcript has 3 exons. Gene Ontology annotation, cellular component: extracellular exosome. Gene Ontology annotation, molecular function: heme binding; oxygen binding.
AUCCCAGAGGUGAGCUCUCCAGCCACCUUUUGGGGAAAGACCAACGACUGCAGGGAGCACUCAGGAUCUGCCUUCAGUGAACCAUGGGGCUCAGCGACCAGGAAUGGCAGCAGGUCCUGACCGUCUGGGGAAAGGUGGAGUCUGACCUCGCCGGCCAUGGGCAUAUAAUUUUAAUGAGACUCUUUCAGGACCACCCUGAGACCAUUGAAAAGUUUGAAAAAUUCAAAGGCCUGAAGACCCCUGAUGCAAUGAAAGGCUCUGAGGAUCUGAAAAAACAUGGAGCUACUGUUCUUACCCAGCUGGGAAAAAUCCUGAAACAGAAGGGUAAUCACGAGUCAGAGCUGAAGCCCCUGGCUCAGACCCAUGCGACCAAGCACAAAAUCCCUGUCAAAUAUCUGGAGUUCAUUUCUGAAGUCAUUAUCAAGGUCCUUGCUGAAAAACAUGCUGCAGACUUUGGGGCUGAUGCCCAGGCUGCAAUGAAGAAGGCCCUGGAGCUGUUCCGAAAUGAUAUGGCCGCCAAGUACAAGGAGUUCGGUUUCCAGGGUUAGCACAUAUGCACAAAGGAAUAUCAUGAUGGAGGCCUGGCCAAGCAUCUUAGAUAGCUUCCCCAGCACUGUUUUGGACAUCUCACAACUGGCCAUCCAUGAUGUGUGGGAAAGCUUUGAUGAGAGGCCAAGAGUCACUCCAGGCAGAAUAGAGGCACUCAGAGUGAUAUCCAUGAUAAACUGUUGUUCCUUGGCUUCAUGUAUACAAAAGAAAUAAUCUGCUUUCUUAGGAAAAAUAGUGUUAGGGGUUAUUUGUGAGCUUCUCCCUAUCCUAUAUCCUUUCUCUCUCUCCCUCCCUCAGUCUCAUCUGAGAGGCAAAUGGCAUGGCCAGAGAUGAAGG